CUGACAACAUCACUGUUAACUUUUAGAUAGAUACAAAAAAGAGAAAAAUUGUGUUUGGUUUAGUCACUUAGUGUUUCUUUGCUUAGUCACAAUAUGGAGAAAAGGGCUUCAUGCCAUAAAAGCUGCGGUCGUAAGCCUUCGUUUAAACAGGCAAAGGAAUGUAAAUAUAUAACUGAGGGUGAGGAAGCUCCAGCGUACUUGCCUCAGCCUAAAGACAAGUAUGGUGAUGUCAUAGGGGGAGAAAAUCAAACCAUGGGACCUAUUGGGCCCUGGGCAGGGGGCAACGUUGAAUGGAGCCCGCACUCAGGCCUCACAGGAACACGCCCUGUUGUCGAUCACUAUUCCACGACUAGAUACAGUGAGGGGGAAUGGAGAAAGCACAAUGAGGAAGUGCUGUGCAGUUCUGCUGAUGACCUUCACAGAGUCAACAUGGCUGAGUUCAACAGCAGGAGAGGGCUUGCUUGCAUCGCAGCAACCGCUGAUAAAAAUCAGUAUUUAAAUACAGUGCGAAUAGGGGAGAGGACGCAUGAAAUCUUAAGAUGGAAAAAUGAAGUUGAAAGAGAGAUUUAUGCGUUCAUUGAAGAAGUUAAGUUGCUUGAGCAAAAGAGAAGGCAAGCCAGGCAAGCCGGUGGAGUCUUAGAGUUGGUCAGGAGUAUUUCUAGUGAGUGCUUAGAAAGAAGGGCAUGUCGUGAUGGUCAUGAUUUGAUGAGAGAUACUGUCGAAGAAGAACUUAUUAAGGAAAGAGCACUUGUUUAUGAAGUAGGAGGGCUUAUUGAAAGGACACUCAAACAAAUAAAUGAACAACAGAUCCGAAAUAAGUCAAUAAAGGAACAUCUAGAAGGAGACUGGUCUGACAAAAAAGAAGCUUAUGAGAUUGAGGCUCAAAACAUGGGCCUGCGCACUGGUAAUAUAACAGUGCUUUUUAAACCAGCUUCGACCAGAUUCCCUGCGAAUCAGUCGACACCUCUUGGCUGGGAAUCAGCAACAAAAGAACUAUUGAUGGUGGCUGAAGCAGUCAGGGCACAAUCUUGUGAACUUAGAGCCCUACUUGAUGGUCCCAUUUUACAAGAUUGCAUCAAAGAUCUGAGGGCUCAGGCCGACAGGGUGGAUGCUGCAUUGGCUAAAGGAAUCGCAGACACUCAAAAUUGUAUUAAAGCAAUGGAAGCUGAGCUCGAAGUGGUUGUUCGAAGAAAUGCGGAAAGUGAAAAGUUAAUUUUAGACCUUCAAUAUGGAAUCCGGGGCUUAGAUGAAGCAAUGAAAACUGCACAGACCCGACUGGAUUAUCUUCAACGACGUCCAAGGUGUGAAAACACAAGAGACAAAGCACAAUUCGGACUAGUUGAUGAAGUGAAAAAUUUGGCUGAACAAACAAGCGCUCUUAAAGGACAACUUGCUGAGGCAGAAGAGGCACUUCUUAAUUUGAUCAGGUCAAGAGCCAUUCUAGAGAAGGAACUACAGAACAAACUAAAGACAUUAGACAUCGACAGAUACAGAUGCCAAGUUAUAAGGUCUCAUUAUCCAUCAUCAUCAGCCAUGGCCGGCUUUUAAAAAUCCACAGAGAUUGCUUAAAAUAAAUUAUUGUUGAUUGCAUUAA
Cimex lectularius (bed bug) is the source of this 1594-nucleotide messenger RNA. Its product is annotated as tektin-4. Gene Ontology annotation, biological process: cilium movement involved in cell motility; cilium assembly. The record is from RefSeq and is a predicted model, not a curated record. Gene Ontology annotation, cellular component: microtubule cytoskeleton; nucleus. The coding region runs from base 94 to 1548 and encodes 484 amino acids. Lineage: Eukaryota; Metazoa; Arthropoda; Insecta; Hemiptera; Cimicidae. The transcript is spliced from 7 exons.